Molecule: messenger RNA, 1203 nt
Organism: Drosophila hydei
Lineage: Eukaryota; Metazoa; Arthropoda; Insecta; Diptera; Drosophilidae
Product: transcription factor A, mitochondrial-like
Exons: 2
Coding region: 222-1076 (284 amino acids)
Molecular function (GO): transcription cis-regulatory region binding
Source: RefSeq, a predicted model, not a curated record
UUAGAAUCAUGGCUAUUGGAAUAGUAUUUUCUUUAAUACUAAAUAGUAAGAGUCGCUGAACUGACAGCUGUUGAACUCAAAGCAACUCUAGCAAAACGCCGCAUUUUUACGUAAACUUAUUCUAGCUUAUAAAUUCAACAAGUUAUUAAUGCAAAUAGUGUGAGAAAAACGUAGAAACAAACACGAUUAAGAACGCACCUAAGAGACAAAUCCAAUUCAAAAUGAUCUACACGACGUCGCUGCUGUCGCGAGGCUCCAUCUUCGGUUCGCUAAUAAGCAAAGUCAGGCAAGUUGUAGCCAAAAAUGCAGACACUGCAAAUACAAAUCCAAUCAACAAUCACCAUUUCACACCUACGCCAAAACCAAACAGACCAUUGGCCGCUGCCAGCCUGAGCAACAGUUCGGCGCUGCACUCCAAGACACUGGAAGAGCAAAUCGGGCUGCCUCCCAGGCCAAAGAAGCCGCUAACUCCAUAUUUUCGCUUCAUGCGCGAAAUGCGACCCAAGAUGCUAGCCAGCAAUCCAAGUAUAACGACUAUUGAGGUUGUACGACAGCUGUCGAAGAACUGGGUGAAUGCAGAUCCUAAGAUGAAGGAGCGCUUGCAAUCAGAGUACAAAAGGGAUCAGGAACUGUAUGUAGAGCAACGUACCAAAUACGAAGCAACGCUAACCGACGCACAGCGCGCCGAAAUCAAGCAGAUGAAACAAGACAUCAGCGAUGCCAAGGAACGCAAACAGCUGCGUAAGCGUGUCAAGGAGCUGGGCCGACCCAAGAAACCAGCCUCGGCAUUCCUUCGCUUCAUUGCCAUCGAGCGUACAAAUACGCCGCAAACAGAGCAGCAAACGUACCGCGAAUGGCAUCAGAAGGCAACAGCCAAAUGGACGCGCCUCUCCGAUGAGGAGAAGGCCGUCUACCUGAGCGAAUCGCGCAAAGAGCUCGAUCAGUACAAAAAAAGUAUUUCGAUUUGGGAGGAGAAAAUGAUUCGUCUGGGCCACAUCGAUGUGGUGCGUCAUGGCAAUCUAAUCGAUCCGCCAGAGCCCAAGCACCGCAAGCCUCAAGCAGCCAAAGAGAAGUAGUCUGACUUGACCGUCUAUCAUCCGCCAUCACAAUAUCAUUUGGGUUUUUUCUUAUGAAAAUUUGUUAAAUGCUUCACAUGCCUUCAUAACUAUUAAAUAAGUCAUUUGCUUUAUCCCUAUUACAUGC